Molecule: messenger RNA, 1115 nt
Organism: Parasteatoda tepidariorum (common house spider)
Lineage: Eukaryota; Metazoa; Arthropoda; Arachnida; Araneae; Theridiidae
Source: RefSeq, a predicted model, not a curated record
AGUAAACAAAGGUUCUGAUGCUUCUUUAAAAUUUUGUCUAUGCAGAAAACUGGUUUUCAAAUGGAUGGGACGUCUCGCAUCUCAACCAAAGGAAAAAUGAUCACUCAAGCAAAUUCUCUAGGAUUAUUUUCGGAAUAUACCGUCACAUCUGAAUAUAACGUCACAAAAGUUAAUCCUAGUGCUGAUCCCAAUAUGCUGUGUCUAGCAGGCUGCUGCCUUCCAACUGGCUAUGGAGCAGUCAUGAAUGCUGGAAAAGUGACCCCAGGAUCGACAUGUGCCAUUUGGGGUCUUGGAGGAGUUGGCAUGUGUGUAAUUAUGGGUUGCCGUGACAGUGGAGCCUCAAAAAUUAUUGGCGUCGACCCUAAUCCUAAAAAAUUUGAAUUAGCUAAGCAAUUUGGUGCAUCUGAUUUUGUGAACCCUAAAGAAGUAAAAAGUGUACCUGAAACUCUAGCUCAAAUGUGCAAAGAUGGAGUUGACUACUGUUUCGUCUCCGUUGGAAAUCUUUCGGCUAUGGAAGAAGCAUUUAAUUCAAGUCAUCCUCGUUGGGGAAAGACGGUUAUUAUCGGUCUGCAUGAUAAAGGAUCAAAAAUAAGAGUUGGAGUUUGGGAGUUGUUAUAUGGCAGACAAAUACUUGGGACAAUGUAUGGAUCUUACACUGCUGUUAGAGACGUCCCUUACCUCGUUGAAAAAGUAUUAGACGGAAAAAUACAGUUAGAAAAGUUGAUUUCUCAUCGUUUGCCUCUCCACCAAAUCAAUGAAGGCUUUGACUUAAUGAAGACUGGUGAAUCGUUAAGAGCAAUUAUUGAUUUUGACUUGAAAGCUUAGGUAGUGUGUUUCAAGUUGAGGAAUUCUUACUCGUAGAAGAGGAAUCAACAAGAAGAGAUUUUUGAAAUUGACUCACUCCUUUUUAUUUCGAUGUUUUGUAAAACAAUUCAUUUUAAUUUCAAAAUACAUUGAUAUUUUUCAAGCGCAAUUGUUUUUUGAAACAUAAUAUACAAACAUGUUUGAUGUGAUUAUAGCACGCAUAAUAAACAACUUGUUUUAAAAUUGUUGUUGUCAGUGAUGUUGUUUCACAAUUUUGUAGUGUAAUAAAAAUCAAUAUCACAAGAAAAAUA